AUGGAUUCUUCUAAGGCUCCUGUGAAACUCGCAAAGGUUAUUAAGGUGCUUGGCCGAACUGGUUCCCGUGGAGGUGUCACCCAAGUUCGGGUGGAGUUCAUGGAUGAUACUACAAGGACAAUAAUACGUAACGUGAAAGGUCCUGUGAGAGAGGAGGAUAUUUUGGCACUUUUAGAAAGUGAACGUGAAGCACGGUAA
This is a messenger RNA of Serpula lacrymans var. lacrymans S7.9, 198 nucleotides long. RefSeq lists its product as uncharacterized. Gene Ontology annotation, molecular function: structural constituent of ribosome. Gene Ontology annotation, cellular component: cytosolic small ribosomal subunit; ribosome. The record is from RefSeq and is a predicted model, not a curated record. Gene Ontology annotation, biological process: maturation of SSU-rRNA; ribosomal small subunit assembly; translation. NCBI's taxonomy places the organism in Eukaryota, Fungi, Basidiomycota, Agaricomycetes, Boletales, Serpulaceae. Bases 1 to 198 code for a protein of 65 amino acids. The transcript has 3 exons.